AUGGAGAGUGGAGCAGGGAAGCACUGGACUGAGGAGGAGAUUCAAGCUUUAUUAAGUGUCUGGGCAGAAAGAAAUAUACGAAAGCAACUUUAUGGAACACUGAGAAAUAAAGGAAUAUUUAUUUACAUUGCUAAAAGAUUGCAAUCACUAGGAGUAUACAGAGAUUGGAAACAGUGCCGGGCAAAGUACAAAAACCUCAAAUAUGAAUACAGAACAGUUAAACAUGCCUACAACUCUGGCGACAGCUCUAAGACUAUGAAGUUCUACCAUGAUUUGGAUGCAAUCCUGGGGCAUGGACCUUCCACACAAUUAACAGACAACCAGGCUCCAAGCGGCCGCCGGUCUCUGGCAAUGCUGAGCCCAAGCACAACCCCAGACACCACUAAAGGAAUCUCAACAUCAAUAAUGGAACCCCCUAAUAAUUCAACUUUUAUUCCAACGGUAGCAAAUGAAGGAGGAAAACACUGGACUGUGCCCGAAGUAAGGGCUCUACUAGGGAUCUGGUCAGAUAAAAGCAUACAACGGCAACUAGAGGGAACAGUAAGAAAUAAAAGGAUAUUUGAACAAAUUGCAGCCAAGUUGCAGAAAAUUGGAAUAGAGAGAGACUGGAAACAGUGCAGAACAAAGUAUAAAAACCUAAAACAUGAAUACAAGACUGUAAGAAGAGCUCAAGACCUAGGUAUGACUAGGAGUAUGAAAUAUUUUACUGAGUUAGACACAAUUCUGGGACAUGACAAGACAGAGAAAUCACAAGAGCAUGACUGUCAAGAUGCAGAAGCCACACAAUGUGUUGACAUAGAAAUGGAGGAUCAGUCAGAAGACCCAAAGAAAGAAGAAUUGAUUACUAAAACUUUGGAAAACUCAAGAAUUAUAAACAUAAAAAAAGAAAGUUUGGAAAUGGAAUUAUCUGAAGGUCACAGUAAAAGCCAAGGAACUUGGAGCAACAAGAGAAAAGUACAAGAUGAACCAGUGUCCACAACUCUUAAGAAAACUGCUCCUAAGGUCAUUACAAAUCAAUUUCCUCACCACAGAAUAAGAGAACCAAAAGAUUUCACAGUUUGUGUCUUCAGAAAAGACACUCAACUUCACCAGAUCCCCGCGACUCUGCCCAGAGACUCCAGCCCGCUCAGGACAAUGGCGGCCGCCGAGGUGCUCACCAUUGGUAAAAAACUUUAUGAGGGGAAAACAAAAGAAGUCUAUGAAUUGGUAAAUAACCCAGGAAAAGUCCUCCUGCAAUCUAAGGACCAGAUUACAGCAGGAAAUGCAGCUAGAAAGAAUCAUUUGGAAGGAAAAGCUGCAAUCUCCAAUAAAAUUACCAGUUGUAUUUUUCAGUUGUUACAGGAAGCAGUGACUUGUUAUAAGUAAAAUAGAUAAUUUACCUUUCAUCAUCAAUGUGUAGGUAUUAAAACUGCUUUCGCUGGAAAACAUGGGGAAACAGCGUUUGUUGCACCUCAGUGUGCAAUGAUUCCAAUUGAGUGGGUGUGCAGGAGAAUAGCAACUGGCUCCUUUCUCAAAAGAAAUCCUGGUGUCAAGGAAGGAUAUAAGUUUUACCCCCCAAAAGUGGAGAUGUUUUUCAAGGACGAUGCCAACAAUGAUCCGCAGUGGUCUGAGGAACAGCUAAUAGCAGCAAAGUUUUGCUUUGCUGGACUUGAUAUAGGCCAGACUGAAGUGGAUAUCAUGAGUCAUGCUACACAAGCUAUUUUUGAAAUACUGGAGAAAGCUUGGUUGACCCAGAACUGUACACUGGUUGAUAUGAAGAUUGAAUUUGGUGUUGAUAUAACCACCAAAAAGAUUGUUCUGGCUGAUGUUAUUGAUAAUGACUCCUGGAGACUCUGGCCAUCAGGAGAUCGGAGCCAGCAGAAAGACAAACAGUCUUAUCGUGACCUCAAACUAGUAACUCCUGAAGGACUUCAGAUGGUAAAGAAAAAUUUUGAAUGGGUUGCAGAGAGAGUAGAGUUACUCCUGAAAUCAGACAGUCAGUGCAGAGUUAUAGUAUUGAUGGGUUCAAUUUCUGAUCUCAGUCAUUGUGAGAAAAUUAAAAAAGCUUGUGGAAAUUUUGGAAUUCCAUGUGAACUUCGAGUAACAUCUGCUCAUAAAGGACCAGAUGAAACUCUGAGGAUUAAGGCAGAGUAUGAAGGAGAUGGCAUUCCUACUGUGUUUGUGGCUGUGGCAGGCAGAAGCAAUGGCUUGGGCCCAGUAAUGUCUGGAAACACUGCAUAUCCUGUCAUCAGCUGUCCUCCCCUCACACCAGACUGGGGAGCUCAGGAUGUGUGGUCAUCUCUUCGACUGCCUAGUGGUGUUGGCUGCUCAACCAUACUAUCUCCAGAAGGUUCGGCUCAGUUUGCUGCUCAGAUAUUUGGAUUAAACAACCAUUUGGUAUGGGCCAAACUGCGAGCAAGCAUAUUGAACACGUGGAUUUCCUUGAAGCAAGAUGACAAGAAAAUCAGAGAAUGUAAUUUAUAAGAAAAAAAAAAAGUUAUUCAUGAAUGAAAUGUUUUUUCAUUCUUCUGAAAACAAUAAAUUCCUAGUUUCAUAGCCAAAAAGAAGCAAGGUAAAAAGAUGAUUUUAAAUGAAUGGAAAUAGUUUACUAGCCAUAUAAGAAUUUCUAGACACAAGGAUUAGUAAAAUGGCUAUUAGUAUUUACUAUAUAGGUAGCAAAAUCAUUAUAGCAUUUUAGAAUUAAUCUUCCCACUCUACAUGGUUAUUGUUAGCUAACAGGUAACAUACCUGAAUCAAAUAUAUUUUGUAAAUGCAAAUGUCCUUUUCUAAAGAUCUGACGUUAUUACCCGCCUUUUUGUGUCUUCAUGCAAAUUUUGGAGACUGAAAUGCUUUCAGUUUCUGGUCUUCAAAUUUGAAGGUUGUGCAGUUUUAUUUUUCAAGGACCCUUUGCAUAUUCCAGGAAAGCAUGCAAAGGCCUUGGGUUCAAUCCCCAGCAACAUAGAAAAAAGGAAGCUGAGAUUGAUGUUGGGAGAAACACAGUGAGUGGAAAGGGGACUUUUCUGAGAUCUUUUUUUGUUAUCAGUACAGUUUUCCUUGGAAAAAAUAGUCCCUUUGCCAUCCUAAAUGAGAAACUAAAUAAAUCUUACUUAACUAUGUAA
Messenger RNA from Dipodomys spectabilis (banner-tailed kangaroo rat), 3098 nucleotides. It is a transcript of the gene Paics, whose product is annotated as phosphoribosylaminoimidazole carboxylase and phosphoribosylaminoimidazolesuccinocarboxamide synthase. Gene Ontology annotation, biological process: 'de novo' IMP biosynthetic process. The transcript has 15 exons. The record is from RefSeq and is a predicted model, not a curated record. NCBI's taxonomy places the organism in Eukaryota, Metazoa, Chordata, Mammalia, Rodentia, Heteromyidae. Gene Ontology annotation, molecular function: phosphoribosylaminoimidazolesuccinocarboxamide synthase activity.